AAAAGAAGAAAUAAAAACAGAUGAAAGACUGGUAAACAAAAUUAAAAAUCUUCUAGAACCUACUAAUCUUAGACAACUAAGAGGAUUUUUAGGAAUUGCCUCUUAUUACCAGCGAUUUAUAAAAGGAUUUUCCAAGAUUGCCAAACCUUUAAACCAACUACUAAAGAAAGAUGAACCCUUAAAGAAAGAAGAGCUAGAUGGGUUAUGA
Messenger RNA from Cetraspora pellucida, 208 nucleotides. Lineage: Eukaryota; Fungi; Glomeromycota; Glomeromycetes; Diversisporales; Gigasporaceae. The record is from the annotation of a GenBank genome assembly.